AUGUGCCUCGUUGCUAAUAAUGAAACAGAGAUUGGAUGUUUUUUGGGAUGGAAUGAGACAUAUACAGCGAAAGCCUUCAAGACUUGCUUAGAUAAUUGGUGGACAGAGGCAAUAGAAUAUGGAGUACCUACGAAUUUAAUGAUGACAACAACAGGCCGAUAUCCGAUAAGAUUUAGUCAGGUGAAAUGA
Molecule: messenger RNA, 189 nt
Organism: Meloidogyne enterolobii
Lineage: Eukaryota; Metazoa; Nematoda; Chromadorea; Rhabditida; Meloidogynidae
Source: the annotation of a GenBank genome assembly